Messenger RNA from Paramecium sonneborni, 1392 nucleotides. NCBI's taxonomy places the organism in Eukaryota, Ciliophora, Oligohymenophorea, Peniculida, Parameciidae. The record is from the annotation of a GenBank genome assembly.
AUGAUCAACUAAUCUGAAUUUGCAGAUAAAAGUAAAAAAUCGCAUACGCUUCAUGAGAGUACAAGAGCUAUGUCGAAACUUUCUUUUGCUUAGGAUGGAAAAAAGCAAUCUUCUCUUUCAACAAUUUUUGGAAUUACUAAUUCAAUGGUUGGAUCACUUUGUUUAGUAAUCCCAUAGGUUUUCUAACAAUGUGGAAUAAUAACAUGUUUAAUAGUAAUGGCAAUUUUGUGUUUAGUUCAAUAUAAAACAUGUCAGAUAAUGAUUAUUCAUUAAAAGGAAGAAGAAUUAGAUAGCGAACAUAUGAUUAAGAGAUUGUUAGGCAAAUCUUGGGUAAAUUAAAUUUAAUAAUGUUAGACCUAAGCUUUCAGAGUUACAUCAGGAACAUUAUUAUUUAUAGUUGGAAUAAUUUAUUUUUAAUUAAUAAAUUUAACACUCUACCCGAUUUUAGUUUUGAUAUUUGAAAAAAGUAAUUAUACAAAUUAUGCUAAACCUUCAGAUGGCAUAACUUUUAAUUAAUUUUCAAUAUAAUGGUAAUCAAUAAUAAUAUUUUUACCAUUGGCAUCAAUGUUAUUGAUAAAAGACAUCACUAAAAUAAUAAAAUUUGCUCAUUAUGGUGUAAUAGCAAUUGUAUGCUAUUGUAUAUUUAUUAUAUAUAUCUUUUCAAUCAAUAUGUUAAAAAUAAAUGAAUUUAAAGGGGAUAUAACAUGGUUUACUUGGAAUUUCAUUUAACCAGCUGGAUAAUUUGCAUUUGGUUUUAUGGUACAUAAUUCUGUUGGGUAAUUGAUUAAAAAUAACGCAAACAAAACUAAUAAUUCUCGUGAUUUAUUGAUAUCUUAUGGGAUUGCAGCUGUUAUAUAUGGAAUCAUAGGUACAUUUGGGGCAAUAGGAAUUAUGGGUAAAACGGCAAUAAAUCCAUCAACUAUAUUGGAUUUUUUCUCAUCAACGGAUUAUGCAGUCUUAUUUAUUGAAGGCUUAUUUUUAAUUCAUUUAGUAGCAGCUUUUCCAAUAUUUCCAUAUAUUAGUAUUUAUUAAAUAUUGGAAACAUUCUAUCAUAAGGAAUAUCCAUAAAAGUUUUAAUGGGGUUUGAAGAUUUUAUUUAUUUGUUCAUGCUUAAUUGUUCAAUUAUUUAACAUAAAUGUUGGAAUUGUUAUUUCAUUUGAUGGAGCUGUAUGUGGAUUUCUUUUAGUUUAUGUAAUACCUAUUUACAUGCAUUUUCAAUGUUAUUAUGGAAAUAAAAAAAAUGUUAGAGAUGCAUUAUUAAAUCAUGAUAAUUGCGUAAAACACAAGAAUAUAAACUAAUUUUCUCUUCCUUUUAGAGUCAUAAUUUACUUUGUUAUUCUAGCAAUAGGCAUUUUUAAUAUGAUAAUAUUCUUUUAUGAUUUUUUCAAGUGA